UUUACAUGGUGCGUAUGUAUAUGUGUAUUUUAUUGACAGUACGUCAUAUAACGAGAGUAUACGUAUACGAAUGACUUAAAUACUGUCAGUAUAUGCGAUUUUCCAUAGAGUGUAUCCUCAAAUUUUGAUAAAUAUAACAAAACGCGAAAAGUAUCGCAUCUCUGUGUUUAUGUCAAAUGCAUCAAAUUUUUAUCCUCUAAUAAUAAUCCAAAAAAACAUGCGCGGAGACAGAGGUUAUAUGCGUUAAUUACAAGUUGACACAGUUCGAUCAAUCGACAUAUAUUAUAUAUCAACAAUCGAAUGACGCAUAUUAAUGAAACAAUGAAUAUAAUGAAUAAAGUGGAAGAGGAGCACAUUGAAAAGACAUUUAUCUACAAAUUUCCAACAUGCACUACAAAUCAAGAAUAUACAUUGGAAGUUCCAAUAAAAAUACCAUAUCAUGGAUCCAUAAGAGAAUUGAUGCAUCGUAUAAUGUCAUCGUUCAAGCUACCAUGUUAUGUAGAAUCAGACUUAUUAGAAGCUCUACAACGUAGUAUCAAAGAGUUUACGCUGCAGUUUUAUGAUGAUAAGUCAGAAAAACUUAUCGAAGCUGCUAAAACAGGCAGUUUGGAUUUAGAAGACAUAAUUAAAAAUUGGGAGAAGGUAUACAAACAGAAGACAGUAGAAUACUCUGAUCCUAUUGGAACCACAGAUGAGGAAUUAUUUGCAGCAGCUUAUCACAGAUUAGUACAUUCUCCAUCUUUAGAACCAAUUUUGCAAGCAGAGCACAAAUUUGGACGGGAUGUCACUGAAGUAAUUCAAAUGAGAAAUACUGACUAUGAGCAUCUCACACAAAAACAGACCGACGAAAUGCGCAUUGCUGUCGAGGCUCUCGAGGCAGGAUCCACCGAAAAAUCAAUAAACGAUAUGGCAGGUAGACAUUUUGAGGAGCAGAGCUUAUUACAAGGUUACUGGGGAUCUAGAGUCGAUGCUUUAAGAUUAGAUCAACGGCGACAGUAUCGAAAUUGGAUCAUGAGGAUGCUCGAGGAACAACAAACUAGUAUGAUACCCACACCGGUUGGUUCGCCUAUGAUACCAUUGCCACCAUUACGUCCGGCUUUAGACAAAUUCGUGCAUAGUGAAGAAAAACAUACGACCGAUUAUCCUCUAUUGGAAGAAAGCUUUACGAUACAUUUGGGAUCGCAGAUGAAACAAAUGCAUAACAUACGUAUAUUGACCGGAGAUGUGCUAGACUUUUGUCGCACGAAAAAUAGCGAAUCUGGGAUGGAUCCAACGCCGCAAAGAUUGCAAACAGCUUUAGGAUUAUAUUCGAACGAUUUGUGCGGAUUAGUUCUUUUAAGUGAUAAUCAUUUAGGCAGUUAUUCCGGAAUAACGAAAGAAUUAUGCUCGAUAUGUCAGUUAACGACAGAAUUUCAUUUCCCGCCGAUCGAUGAGCAGUUGGAAAAAAUUAAGGAAGACGUGAAAGAUGCCGUAGCCUGGAGACAAGCGCAUUACAGAGAAGGAAGUGAUCCUCAUACGAAAAAAUCCACGACGAGUAAAAGCUUGCAAACGGGCGAUGUUUUUAUCACGAGACAUUCCAAUUUAGCACAAGUUCACGUAGUAUUUCAUAUGGUGGUGAAUGACUCUUUAAGAUCUGGUGAUAUCAAUUCAAGGCAUCCCGCUAUUCUGGGACUGAGAAACAUUUUGAAGACUGCGUGUUGCAACGAUGUGACGACACUAACAAUACCCGUGCUACUUGUCCACGAAAUGUCAGAGGAUAUGACGGUCGCCUGGUGCACGAAGCGAGCAGAGCUAGUCUUCAAGUGCGUGAAAGGUUUCAUGAUCGAAAUGGCGUCUUGGGGUGGAGCCGAGCUAAAGAAUCUCCAGUUUCUCGUGCCAAAAGGAAUGUCGGAGGAGGUGUUCGGAACAUUAGCUACAAUGCUGCCCAGCAUAUUUCGAGUAUCAAAUCCGCUGGUUUUUAAGGCCACCAGCACCCCACAAACCCCGAAAAAGUAAAUGAUUCUUGCCUCUGUUAUCGUUGCGCAUACACGCUCGCAUAGGAAAUAUUGCAAUGUUUAUUAUUAUAUAUAUAUAUCAUCGCUCAUAUGCAAUCGCAAUUAUUCAUUGCAGCCGCGAAAAAGAUACGAAUGUGAAUAAAUAUCUUUUAAUGAG
Messenger RNA from Cataglyphis hispanica, 2151 nucleotides. Its product is annotated as protein C12orf4 homolog. Gene Ontology annotation, cellular component: cytoplasm. The transcript is spliced from 10 exons. Bases 301 to 1995 code for a protein of 564 amino acids. NCBI's taxonomy places the organism in Eukaryota, Metazoa, Arthropoda, Insecta, Hymenoptera, Formicidae. The record is from RefSeq and is a predicted model, not a curated record.